Molecule: messenger RNA, 1053 nt
Organism: Cutaneotrichosporon cavernicola
Lineage: Eukaryota; Fungi; Basidiomycota; Tremellomycetes; Trichosporonales; Trichosporonaceae
Exons: 7
Coding region: 1-1053 (350 amino acids)
Source: RefSeq, a predicted model, not a curated record
AUGGCAGCCAUCUACACGGUCUUCACAUCGCCACAUCAUGCGCCGAUGCCUAAUCACCUCCCAACGCUGAUCGUUACCCCUCAUGGACAGCCUAAUCACGUACUCUACACCUAUCUGCAUACAGAGGAAAACCGCGUCAACUACCUCCUUACCCCGUCGCCGCAGGGUGACCUGUGCGUCGCCAAGCUCUUUCCGCCGCCGCGUGCGGGCGCGACCUCCAACUCGUCGCUGCCAACCAUGUCGAGCCAACGCAACAAUGUUGUCCACUGUGAAGCGUCGCGCGACCUCAGGUGGACUAUCGAAAACACUGGCCGGAUGAACCCAACAUACAAGAUUGUCAACCAGGAUGACACGCCGUUGUACCAGAUCUCCAAGCCCAACCCUCACGCCGAGCACUGGACCAUGUUCUACUUCAAGUACGCUGGUCACCAGAUCCCGCCUCGGCGUGUCGAGUUUGGCAAGAUCCAGAAGAACCCGCAAGACCGUGGUGGCGGUACCCGCAUUACUAUCACGGGUAAGACGGACGAUGAGAAGCAGGUCUGGCAGACCCUUGGUGUCGGAAACGAGGACUGCGUCGAAUGGGUUGUCGCGUGCGCCUGCCUCAACCUCCUUGACGAUCAGAUCCUCCAAGCUGCCGAGAGAAAGCAGACCGGUGCGGGGCCCGCGUCGACUGCGCCUAGCCCCGCCAUGCGCCCCAGUCCAGAGGCGCGUGGCCCUGGACCAGCGGCGACGAGAGGAUUCCCGCCGGCGGCCGCACCUCCCCAGAACGGUCGCAUGGGCGCCGGCAUUGCGUCCACUGGGGCCGGCAUCGCAUCGACGGCGCCGCCCGCCGGCUACCGCGGUCCGCCUCCACAAAUGCAAGGACGGCCACCUAUGGGCCAGCCCCCCAUGGGCCACCACCCCAUGGGCCACCACCCUAUGGGCCACCCCGGCCAACCGCAACAGCCUCCGCCCCAGGGCUACAACCCUCACAUGCGCGGGCCUCCUCCCGGGCAGCGCGGCAUGCCUCCAAUGCAGCGCCCGCCGCCCCAGGCCGCCGGCAGGAGACUGUAA